Nicotiana tabacum (common tobacco) is the source of this 576-nucleotide messenger RNA. RefSeq lists its product as uncharacterized. The record is from RefSeq and is a predicted model, not a curated record. NCBI's taxonomy places the organism in Eukaryota, Viridiplantae, Streptophyta, Magnoliopsida, Solanales, Solanaceae.
AUGUUUGAAUUAGUUUCACUUACUGAAGAGUGCAGUGCUAGAGUUCAGAUUAAACUUCCUCCUAAGGUGAAGGAUCCUAGGAGUUUCACAAUUCCCCUGUCUAUUGGGAAAAAAGAAGUUGGUAGAGCCCUGUGUGAUUUAGGGGCUAGCAUAAAUUUGAUGCCAUCAUUUUUUUGCAAACAACUAGGAUUGGGGGUCCUUAGACCGACUACAAUCACUUUAUAUUUGGUAGAUAGGUCACUAGUGAUGCCAGAAGGAAUUAUUGAGGAUGUGUUAGUUCGAGUGGGAAAGUUUAUUCUUCCUGUUGAUUUUAUUGUUCUUGAUUACGAGGUAGAUGAGGAAGUGCCCAUUAUUUUGGGGCGACCAUUCUUAGCUACUGGUGGAGCGAUUAUUGAUGUGAGGGAAGGGAAGUUGAAGAUGAGAGUUGAUGAUGAGGAAAUCACUUUUAAUGUGUAUAUGGCACUUAAGCUCCCUAUGCAUUAUGACCACUUGUGCAUGAUUAGUGUGGAGGAAUCAAAGGGGAUAAAGCAGAGCCCUUAUGUGAACUGUAGUGAUCCAGAUGGGAAACUGAGUUAG